AUGAUGAUGCAAGGCUCCCAGUUUCGAGUCCUCCGACGCGUGCAGUUGACCAUGCAGACGCAUCCAUUACCGACAACGUUAGCUCGCGCUUUCUCGACGCAUGGCGACGGGAGCGCGGAGGUCAGUGAGCAACAGAUGCUGCGUGCGCUUGAUAAGUUUCAAAAGGAUGCGGCCGCCAAUACAGUGCCGUGGUUCCUCGAGAACAUGCCGCCAUCGUACUUUCGCUCCAUCCAUGAGACGGACCGCUUGCAACACCUGAACGCCAUUACGGCGCUUCUGGGCGCGGAACAACCGGAAGUAUUGCUGCGCUCACCGGACCAAAAGGUCUUUUCGCACUUUCGUUCAGGUGCCAACUUCCCUGGACGUCUGGCCAAUGUGCUGGAACAGUUACCUCAGACGGUAGAUGGCGCCCCGCUGGCCCGUGUCAAAAUCUUCACAGCUCUGGACGACUCGCUUGGUCUUGACAUCUUCCAAUUUGGACAGCAAGAGCCCUUUUUAAACAAGACCAAGGGUGAGAAGGAGGCCCGUAACAAAAUCCAGGAGUUCUGCGCCGACAUCCAGGCUGGCAAGUAUGUUGGUGACGACUACUACCCGGUGGCGGGCCCACACUUUGAGCCUAAUGUUGUAGACGCCUAUCUUAACAAUAGCAAUACCAUGUACGUCCAGUUCAGCCACCCACGCCGCCUUGCCAAGCAGCUCGAGCUGUUUCAGCGCGUGCGUGGCACCGAAGGUGUUGCCGUUGACGUCGAACACAAGUGGGAAAUUCGUAGUGAAGAGAACAAGUUUGUCUCGAGCGGUGCCCCGCAAACUAUGCUGACCAUUGCGGCGGCUAACGUCAUCCCCAAGAGUUUUAUGCAAAAGGCCGCCACCUACCUAGGUCUGUGCAACCUCAAUGUAGUGCGCGCACACUUGGAUGUGGUUAAGGAUCCGGAGAGCAAUAACGGUGACGGCCACGUGGCUAUGGUUCGUAUCCUGGUUCAGCCCAGUGAGAAGGCUCUGAAGGAUAACUUUGAGUUUGAGUGGUCUAAGAUUUCAGGCAACCUCAAGUUCCUCAAGUGGGUCGAUGACCGAUCGGUUCACCUUACACUGCAGCACCCCGACCUUGGUAUCUCGCGUGCCGAAAUCGUCUACGCCUACGGAAAUAUGCUGCAUGGUGUCCUUGCAAAGCGUGACCCGUUCGCGUACUCGUUGACGCGCAUCAUGGAGACGCUGGAGCACAAGCAGCACCUGACCUUUGCUUCGCGCAUCGCGGACUUUUUCCUGAGAAAAUUCGAUCCGCAGCAAGGAAAGCUUGCGGAUACCGAGCAGGACGCUAUUGUUGAUGAGAUCAAGGCGGACAUUCGCCGGAACGUUGAACAAGAGGACGCCAUUGAGCUGCUGAACAACAUGGCAGAUGCCGUCCGUGGUACGCUGCGUACUAACAAAUUCGUGCAUGAGCGCUACGCUUUGGCGCUCCGCAUGGAUCCCAGCGUCAUGGGUCACGGCACGGUGGGUAAGGACACGCCGUUUGGUGUCUUCUUCAUCUAUGGCCGUCGUUUUAAGGGAUUUCACGUGCGCUUCCGUGACAUUGCUCGUGGCGGUCUCCGCAUGGUUUAUCCCAGCUCCACGGACGCUCACGCGCUCGAGAGUGCUCGUCAGUAUAACGAGGCGUACAAUCUUGCCUUCGCGCAGCAGCUAAAAAACAAGGAUAUCCCAGAAGGCGGCUCCAAGGCUGUGGUGCUGUGCGACCCUAUUGUCGGACCUGUUGGCGACGUUGCCCCACGUGACUUCAUUAUUCGCAAGAGCGUCAAGGCGUUCUCGGAUGCGCUGCUUGACCUGAACACCACGGACGAGGCUGUGAAGGAGAAGAUUGUGGACUACUAUGGUAAGGACGAGCUCAUUUACCUCGGCCCAGAUGAGAACAUUAUCCCAGAGGACAUUGUCUGGAUGACGAAACGUGCUGGUUACCGGGGGUAUCCGGUCCCGCGCGCCUUCAUCAGCUCCAAGCCUGACGCUGGAUUCAACCACAAGGUGUACGGUGUUACUAGCGAGGGUGUGGCCGUGUUUGCUGAUGUUGCUCUGCGCUCGCAGAACGUUGACCCGACCAAACAUCCUUUCACUGUAAAGAUCACGGGUGGCACUGACGGCGAUGUGGCCGGUAAUGUCAUAAAGAUCUUGCACCGCGAGUACGGCUCAAACUUGCGUAUUGUUGGCAUUUGCGACGGCACCGGCGUUGUUGAGGACCCGCAAGGUCUUGAUAUGGGAGAGCUGUUGCGUCUUGUAAACGAAUCACUGCCCCUGUCAAGUUUUGACGAGUUGAAGGUGGCUGACACUGGCGUGAAGUACGACAUUAACACGGCUGAAGGUAUCCGUGCUCGUAACUCGAUGCACAACCGUGUAAAGAGCGACUUGUUCAUCCCCGCUGGCGGCCGUCCUAACACCAUUAACGAGAACAACUGGCGUGAUUACCUUGAUGCUGAUGGAAAGCCGUCGGCGGGCCUGAUCGUAGAGGGCGCCAACUUGUUCAUCACACCCGAAGCGCGUCAGCUUCUGUUUGACAACGCCGGUGUCGUGAUUGUCAAGGACAGUUCGGCCAAUAAGUGCGGUGUGGUGUGCUCUUCGUAUGAGAUUGUGGCUAGCAUGUUGCUGGAUACUGACGAGUUCUUAACCGUCAAAGAUGAGCUAGUCGUACAAGUGAUUGAUAAGCUGCGUGCAUUGGCUCGCGUCGAGGCGCAACUACUGUUCCGUGAGUACAAGAAGGACCCGACGUCAGCUUUGCCGCCUGCUAGUGAGCGCAUUAGUCGCGCCAUCACACGCGUCCACGAUGCCAUUCUUGCUCACUUUGACGAUCUAUGCGAGGAAGACCAGCAACUUUUGUUUACGCUCAUUGAGGAACACUUGCCGCCCAAGCUCCGCGAGUUAGCGCUUCACCGCGUGCAAGAAAACGUGCCGCUUGCCUACACCCGCUCCAUCGUAGCUUCGAGCUUGGCCAGCAAGAUUGUGUACCGUGAGGGUCUGCAGUUCACGGAGGCUCUACCAGACAGCAACCUGAGCAACAUGGCUCUGCAGUAUCUCAAGCAGGAGAAAAAGGUGCAGCGUCUUGUAGAGGAUGUUCGCUCAUCGCAGCUGCCCAACAAGGAGGACAUUGCCGAUCUUAUUGCUCGUGGUGGCGUUCGUGCCGGCAUGGAUACACCGAACUAA
Molecule: messenger RNA, 3180 nt
Organism: Peronospora belbahrii
Lineage: Eukaryota; Oomycota; Peronosporomycetes; Peronosporales; Peronosporaceae
Source: the annotation of a GenBank genome assembly